AACCAUGACGUCCCAAGUGAGACACAACUACCAUCAGGACUGCGAGGCUGCCAUCAACAGGCAGAUCAACCUGGAGCUGUAUGCCUCCUACGUCUACAUGUCCAUGAGUUACUACUUUGACCGGGAUGAUCAGGCAUUGCACAACUUUUCCAAGUUCUUCCAUCAUCAGUCACAUGAGGAGCGUGAGCAUGCUGAAAAGCUAAUGAAACUGCAGAACCAGAGAGGAGGGAGGAUCUUUCUGCAGGACAUCAAGAAGCCGGAUAGGGAUGAGUGGGGCAGUGGUGUCGAGGCUCUCGACAGUGCCCUGCAGCUUGAGAAGAGCGUGAACCAGUCACUGCUGGACUUGCACAAGCUCUGCUCCACUCACAAUGACCCACAUCUGUGCGAUUUCAUCGAGACUCAUUACCUUGAUGAGCAGGUGAAGUCCAUCAAAGAGCUGGGAGACUGGGUGAGCAACCUGCGCCGCAUGGGAGCUCCUCAGAACGGCAUGGCAGAGUACCUGUUUGACAAACACACUCUCGGCAAAGAGAGCAGCUAAAUCCAUCCAGAAUUUAUUUAAAGGCUUUUGUCAUUGACAUGUGUAGCUUGCUUCUAGAAAUGUCAAAAUAUGCAUGUAAUUGGUCAUUAUAUUAACAUUGUUGCUUAACAGUCAUUGACAUGUUCUGGAUUUGUAGAUGUAGUUGCUGCUUGUUUGCUAUCUCGUUUUAGACAAAGUGUUAACGGAACAAAUAAAUCCAACCCUCUAGAUUCUCA
This is a messenger RNA of Girardinichthys multiradiatus, 753 nucleotides long. It is a transcript of the gene fth1a, whose product is annotated as ferritin, heavy polypeptide 1a. Gene Ontology annotation, molecular function: ferric iron binding; ferrous iron binding. The coding region runs from base 5 to 538 and encodes 177 amino acids. Gene Ontology annotation, cellular component: cytoplasm. Lineage: Eukaryota; Metazoa; Chordata; Actinopteri; Cyprinodontiformes; Goodeidae. The transcript is spliced from 4 exons. The record is from RefSeq and is a predicted model, not a curated record. Gene Ontology annotation, biological process: intracellular iron ion homeostasis; iron ion transport.